AUGUGCCGAACGCAAGCUGUUGCCGACACGGCGGGUGGGGUGAACGUGCAGGGUCGCGAGCUGCUACCCGCUAAUGUGGUGCCGCGGCACUACAACGUGACCUUGGAACCCGACUUCAAAAAGUUGACCUUUGACGGCACGGUCGUGAUCGAUCUCGACGUGGCUGAGGACUCCAAGUCCAUCUCGCUGCACACCCUUGAGCUCGACAUCCACAGCUCCAAGGUUACAUCAGGUGGCCAAACAGUCAGCUCGUCUCCCUCCGUUACCUACAAUGAGGCCACACAGGUCAGCAAGUUCGAGUUCGACAACUCCCUCUCCAAGGGGAGCAAGGCCCAGCUAGAGAUCAAGUUCACUGGGCAGCUCAACGACAAGAUGGCCGGCUUCUAUCGGUCGACGUACAAGAACCCAGAUGGCAGUGAAGGGAUCCUGGCGGUCUCCCAGAUGGAGCCCACCGACGCCCGCCGCUCGUUCCCCUGCUUCGACGAGCCCUCGCUGAAGGCCGAGUUCACCGUCACGCUCAUCGCUGACAAGAAGUUGACCUGCCUAAGCAACAUGGACGUGGCCUCCGAGACGGAGGUGAAGUCGGAGCAGACCGGCACCACCAAGCAGGCUGUCCACUUCAACAAGUCGCCGCUCAUGUCGACGUACCUGGUAGCGUUCGUGGUGGGCGAGCUGAACGUCAUCGAGACCAACGACUUCCGCGUGCCCGUUCGUGUGUACGCGCCGCCGGGCCAGAACAUUGAGCACGGCCGCUUCUCGCUGGAUCUCGCGGCCAGGACGCUCGCUUUCUACGAGAAGGUCUUUGGUAUUGAGUUCCCGCUCCCCAAGAUGGACCAGAUCGCCAUCCCCGACUUUGCCCAGGGCGCCAUGGAAAACUGGGGCCUGGUCACCUACCGGGUGGUGGACCUGCUGCUGGAUGAAAAGGCCAGCGGCGCGGCGACCAAGGAGCGGGUGGCUGAGGUUGUGCAGCACGAGCUGGCGCACCAGUGGUUCGGCAACCUUGUCACCAUGGACUGGUGGGAUGGCCUGUGGCUCAACGAGGGCUUCGCGACCUGGGCGUCGUGGUACUCGUGCAACAUCUUCUACCCGGAGUGGAAGGUCUGGGAGUCGUACGUGGUCGACAACCUCCAGCGUGCGUUGGGUCUGGACUCGCUCCGCAGCAGCCACCCGAUCGAGGUCCCCGUGAAGAAGGCCGACGAGAUCAACCAGAUCUUCGACGCCAUCUCGUACUCGAAGGGCUCCUGCGUGCUGCGCAUGAUCUCGACGUACCUUGGCGAGGACACGUUCCUGGAGGGUGUCAGGCGGUACCUCAAGAAGCACGCGUACGGCAACACGCAGACGGGCGACCUGUGGGCGUCGCUCGCGGAUGCCAGCGGCAAGAGCGUGGAGGAGGUCAUGCAGGUGUGGACCAAGAACAUUGGUUUCCCUGUGGUGACUGUUUCGGAGAAGGAUGACAAGACCAUCCACCUGAAGCAGAAUCGGUUCCUCCGCACCGGCGACACCAAGCCCGAGGAGGACCAGACCAUCUACCCCGUUUUCCUCGGCCUGCGCACCAAGGACGGAAUCGAUGAGUCGCAGACGCUCGACAAGCGCGAGGCUACCUUUGAGGUGCCAAGCACGGAGUUCUUCAAGCUCAACGCGAACCACACCGGCCUGUACCGCACCGCCUAUUCGCCCGAGCGGCUCGAAAAGCUGGGCAACGCUGCCAAGCAAGGCCUGCUGAGCGUGGAGGACCGCGCCGGUAUGAUCGCCGACGCGGGCGCGCUGGCCACCUCGGGCUACCAGAGCACGUCGGGCGUGUUGAGCCUGCUCAAGGGCUUCAACUCGGAGGCCGAGUUUGUCGUCUGGAACGAGAUCAUUGCGCGUGUGUCGUCGGUGCAGGGCGCGUGGAUCUUUGAGGACAAGGCUGAGCGGGAUGCACUGGAUGCGUUCCUGCGUGACCUGGUGAGCGCCAAGGCGCACGAGCUGGGCUGGGAGUUCUCGGACAGCGAUGGGCACAUUUUGCAGCAGUUCAAGGGCAUGAUGUUUGGGACUGCUGGUCUCAGCGGAGAUGAGACGAUCAUCAACGCGGCCAAGGAGAAGUUCAAGAAGUUUAUUGCUGGGGACCGCGCUGCCGUGCACCCCAACAUCCGGGGUAGUGUCUUUAGCAUGGUGCUUAAGUACGGGGGCAAGGAAGAGUACGACGCAAUCCUGGACUUUUACCGCAACUCGACCAACAGCGACGAGCGCAACACGGCGCUGCGUUGCCUAGGCCGGGCCAAGGACCCCGAGCUGAUCAAGCGCACGCUGGGCCUCCUCUUCAGCGGCGAGAUCAAGGACCAGGAUAUCUACAUGCCGACCAGCGGGCUACGUGGACACCCCGAGGGCGUGGAGGCGCUGUUCGCGUGGAUGACGGAGAACUGGGACGAGCUGGUCAAGAAGCUACCCCCGGCGCUCUCGAUGCUAGGCACCAUGGUCACCAUCUUCACGUCGAGCUUCACGAAGAAGGAGCAGCUCGAGCAGGUGGAGGCGUUCUUCAAGGGCAAGAGCACCAACGGAUUUGACCAGUCGCUGGCGCAGAGCUUGGAUGCGAUCCGCUCCAAGAUCUCGUGGGUUGAGCGGGACCGGGCGGAUGUGGCCGCAUGGUUGAAGGAGAACGGAUACCGUUCGUAA
Molecule: messenger RNA, 2652 nt
Organism: Dichotomopilus funicola
Lineage: Eukaryota; Fungi; Ascomycota; Sordariomycetes; Sordariales; Chaetomiaceae
Product: peptidase family M1-domain-containing protein
Exons: 3
Coding region: 1-2652 (883 amino acids)
Biological process (GO): proteolysis; peptide catabolic process
Cellular component (GO): cytoplasm
Molecular function (GO): peptide binding; metalloaminopeptidase activity; zinc ion binding
Source: RefSeq, a predicted model, not a curated record